AUGGCUCCUAAACGAAAGACUGUGCGAAAUGAUAAUGUUCCACGACAAGUUAUGCAAUGUAUUGGUAAACGAGUUGCUAGUGUCAACAGAAAUGAUGAAACAACAAUUGAUGCUAUGUCAUCGUUAAAAAAAAACCAAAUGAAGAAGACAAUUAAAACAAAACCUAUUGUGAAGAAAAAUAAGAAAGCCAAUAAUGAAACCAUUACAGAAAAUAGUGAGUUGUCAUUGCUUAUUUUAUUUUUCAUGUGUCUUAAUGUACGAAACGUUUUUGCAGGUUCAGUGAACGAAAGUGUUAAGUCAAUGAGUGUUGAUUCACUUAUUAAUAUCGAUUCAAUUGAAGUAGAAUCUGCUUCAAUGAGUGAAUCUUCUAUUUGUCCAAGUCCUCAACCUCAAUUAAAACCUUCAACACGUCUUUCCAUCAACACUAAUGAUGAUGAAGAUGAUGAAUUUUGUAAAAUGUUUAUGUCUAAUACACCCAAAGUCAAGAACAAUACUAAUUACAGUUCAACACCUUUGUGCAUUUCAAGAAAAAGUGAUAAAAAUGUUCGCACAACUAGUGAUUCAUCUUCAUCAUAUAAUGUGAAAGAUACUGCACUUAGUCGAUUAUCUCAUUCAAAUACUGAUAAUUGUUCAAAAAUAUCAGAUCUACCAGUGAAAAGUGUACAAACUCCCAUAAAUUGUAGUGUGGCUAGUGUUUUACCACAAAUUCAAACAUCAUCUUCGAUCCGGUCUUUAUCCAGUGUUCAAACUAAAUCGAAUAAUCUUGUAAUUUUGGAAACAUUUCCAGAAUAUCGUGAUCUGAAACGAAAUUUUGAACGUGUAUCAAAAGAAAAUGAAGCUUGGCUUGAAGAUUACAAAGCAUUAACAUUAAGAAUGAAACAGCUUCAACAAACUUCAUUUCCUCGACCAAGCGUUGAUGGACGUUUAUUUCUUGAGCAAUUGUUACAUUCAUUAAAGACCAUUGAAGCUGAUGAAGACAGACGAACAAAUGCUGAAUUAGCCGGUGAUUUAGGUUUAUCAGAAGCGACGUUAAUGUCAUUAUCAAAUAUUGAUCCACAAAAAGCUUCGUUACGCGUAUUUAAUGCUCUAUUUUCUACGAAUAAAAGUAAAGAAGAUUUAAAAAAUGUGGCUUAUGUUACAACAGAAUAUCCAAAUUUAUUAGACGAUAUACUCGUUUUCGCACGACGUUGCUCUCCAGGAUGUUCCUAUACAAUAACAAUGUUAAAGGAAGCCAUCGGAAAUUCAAUUCGUUGUGCUCGACAUAGUGUGAAAAAAGCCAACACGCAACAAAUAGCAGCAGCAGCAGUUUUUCAACUACAAAUGAACCACGAAAACAACGAUAUGAAUAACAUAUGA
Rotaria sp. Silwood1 is the source of this 1356-nucleotide messenger RNA. The record is from the annotation of a GenBank genome assembly. NCBI's taxonomy places the organism in Eukaryota, Metazoa, Rotifera, Eurotatoria, Philodinida, Philodinidae.